This is a messenger RNA of Dromiciops gliroides (monito del monte), 783 nucleotides long. Its product is annotated as dynein light chain 1, cytoplasmic-like. Lineage: Eukaryota; Metazoa; Chordata; Mammalia; Microbiotheria; Microbiotheriidae. Gene Ontology annotation, molecular function: dynein intermediate chain binding; dynein light intermediate chain binding. Gene Ontology annotation, biological process: microtubule-based process; cilium assembly. The coding region runs from base 238 to 507 and encodes 89 amino acids. The transcript has a single exon. Gene Ontology annotation, cellular component: cytoplasmic dynein complex. The record is from RefSeq and is a predicted model, not a curated record.
AGCGCACACAAAGACGAGGGGCGCCAGGCUGCACCGGUUCCUGAGGUCGCUGCGCCCGAUGCGGCCGUCGUCGUAGAACCGCACCUCACCGAUCCACCACGUCCAUACAGCCCCCUCACCCUUGCCCGCCACGGUGGGUGAAUCGUCUCCAGAAAGAAGAGACUUGAGCUCCCGACGCCUCGUGGGGCCGGCUCCGGGUUUCUGUCCCUCUGUUGAAGUGGUUGAGGAAGGGUAGCCAUGUCCGACCGCAAGGCGGUGAUCAAGAACGCGGACAUGUCGGAGGAGAUGCAGCAGGACUCGGUGGAGUGCGCCACUCAGGCCCUGGAGAAGUAUAACAUCGAGAAGGACAUCGCGGCCCACAUCAAGAAGGAGUUCGACAAGAAGUACAACCCGACCUGGCACUGCAUCGUGGGGAGGAAUUUCGGCAGUUACGUGACGCAUGAGACGAAGCACUUCAUCUACUUCUACAUGGGCCAGGUGGCCAUCCUCCUGUUCAAGUCUGGUUAGAGCACGGACUGUGUCAGCGCCUCCUCAGCCAUCCAUCCCCAUCACAAGGACUGCAACCUAAAUUCCAAAUACCAGAGACUAAACCUUCAGCCUGGCCAUGGGAACACCACAAUCGUUAAGCCUUUAUUGUGUUGUUGUUGUAUAGGGCCUCCUGUGUACUAGUUUGUUGUGGUUAUAAAACGGUUAGCAAAACAGUUUAUAUUUGUAUUUAUUUUCUAUUCCACGCCCCGGCCUUGACCCCGCCUUCCCCCCCCCAUCUUGCCCCCCCCCAACAAA